Anthonomus grandis grandis is the source of this 1323-nucleotide messenger RNA. RefSeq lists its product as uncharacterized. The record is from RefSeq and is a predicted model, not a curated record. The transcript has 2 exons. Gene Ontology annotation, molecular function: nucleic acid binding. The coding region runs from base 247 to 1323 and encodes 358 amino acids. Lineage: Eukaryota; Metazoa; Arthropoda; Insecta; Coleoptera; Curculionidae.
UUGUCGUAAUCAGCGAUUCAAAGCAGGGAAAAUAACAUUAAAAAACAAAAAUAGCCUUUUAAACAUUUAUUUCAUCAUUUACAAAUCCUGCUCAAAUUGUUCACCUCUGUUUCGAAUGCAGGCCCGACAUCUUUGUCGUAUUUCUACAGUUGUAGUCCGAAGUCCAUUACAUGGCGCAGUAGCCAUGUAAUCUUAUUUUUUCGAUUUCUGUUAUUUUUAAACUUUGUUGACUAUUUUGUUGUUGCAAUGGCGACAUACUCUAACGAAGAAUAUGCGGAUAUCAUAAUGAUUUAUGGUGAGGCCCAUGGUGUCGCUCGUGCAGCGCAACGGCUUUACCACGAACGCUUUCCUGGUCGACGAUUGCCUGGCCGCAGAGUUUUCCCAGACACAUACCGGCGAUUACGCGAGACUGGGAGUGUCACUCUUCGUGAACCAAGGGGACAUGUUGUGCGACAUAAUGUUGAAGUGGACGAAAGAAUACUGGCAUUAUUUGAAGAAGAGGACACAAGAAGCAUUAGAGAUGUGGCGGCACAACUUAAUAUUUCAAUAUGGAAAGUGUGGAAGGUCCUUCGACAAAACGAAAAAUAUCCAUUCCACGUGACUCCUGUUCAAGGUCUUGAGGGUGGUGACUUUGACAGAAGAGUUCACUUUUGUCGGUUUUUGUUACACACAGAUGUGGAAAAUCCUGAUUUUUUAAAAAGAAUACUGUGGACGGACGAAUCUAAAUUUACCAGAGAAGGGAUUCUUAACUUACACAACUUGCACCACUGGGCACCGAAACAGGAAAACCCACAUGCCAAAAGACAAAACUCUUUUCAAUAUCGAUUCAGUGUGAACGUUUGGGCAGGAGUGAUUGGGAAUCAGGUAAUUGGACCACAUUACCUACCCGAUAACCUCAAUGGCGAUAAUUAUUUAGAGUUCCUGCAAAAUGAUCUGCCGGAAUUAUUGGCCGAGGUGCCCGUGUUUAAUAAAGAUGUGCCCAUAGUAUUUCAAAACGAUGGCUGUCCCGCGCAUUGGCGUUUAACUGUGAGGGAAUACCUUGACAAUGUGUUCCCCAAUUCGUGGAUUGGGCGCAAUGGGCCUAUUGCAUGGCCGCCACGUUCCCCAGACUUAACUAUAUUAGAUUUUUAUGUCUGGGGACGUGCCAAAGAGCUGGUAUACGCCACAGAAGUUCCAACGAGGGAGGUACUGAUACAACGCAUAGAAGCAGCCUUUAAUACAAUCAAAAACGAAAUACGACUGCGGACUACAACUGUAGAAAUACGACAAAGAUGUCGGGCCUGCAUUCGAAACAGAGGUGAACAAUUUGAGCAGGAUUUGUAA